AAAAAAAAAAAACCAGCGGUGCGGGACGCGACCAGCCACCGUUCCUCCCCAUGGCCAUGGCAGGCGCAGCCGCACACGCCAGCAUCCUCUAGAGAUCCCGCCCUCGCCCUUCACUCUAGGGUUUUCUUGGAGCGCCGCCGCCAUCGCCUGCACCGCCGCCGUCUCCACCACCCGUCCCGCUGACCUCCUCCCGCAAGCACGGCAGUGCUCCUCCGCAUCGCGCGACCUACGGCCGGCGCGGCCCCGCGGUGCUCCCGCCCCCCCGGCAGCGGCAACGAUGAAGAUAGAGAAGGCAAACGCAGGACAUCUCACCAACUUCGAAGUUCUCGACUUCCUGCGAACUAGAGGUGCAAAAACCGAUCCCAUGGGUUGCUUGGGGGCCGUUGCCGCAUCGGAGUGUAAGGUAUAUGAGUUCCUCCUGAAAACUCCCGCCUGCAACCAGACAAAGGAAUCGGUUUCUGAAUUCGCAAAGAGAUGCGAGGGUUUCAAGCUUACUCAAGCGGAGAAGCUAAACAUAAUCAACUGGAGACCGUCCUCCGUUCCUGAUGUCUAUUCGAUGGUAGAGGAGUGUGCGAAAAGAUUUUGCAGAGAUGAGCAAGGAGUGCCAUGUGACGGGGAACAACGUGCCACAGAACUUUUGAAUCUUGUAAAUGAGGUUUUGCCACCAGCACCCACUGAGCCUGAGGAUGAAGUGAUGGAGGACGCCUGAAAGGGUCAGAUUCUCGACGUCAGAUACAUAUUGUCAGAUCAGCCCGUAGCUUAUGUCUGCAUACAUGUUCUAGAGUAACAGCAGUUCUUAGGGGCAGAAGACCAUGUUGUCUGAUGCAUCCAUGCUAGAAACGAAGAUUUAACUUAGGAGCUUCAGUGGCAGUUGAGGCUCUGUUCACCCUUUGUUGGAAACGAAAAUGAACUAAAAGACUAAGCAUUUUCUUUA
Molecule: messenger RNA, 934 nt
Organism: Lolium perenne
Lineage: Eukaryota; Viridiplantae; Streptophyta; Magnoliopsida; Poales; Poaceae
Biological process (GO): transcription initiation at RNA polymerase III promoter
Cellular component (GO): RNA polymerase III complex
Molecular function (GO): nucleotide binding
Source: RefSeq, a predicted model, not a curated record